This is a messenger RNA of Chanos chanos (milkfish), 1203 nucleotides long. RefSeq names its product cytokine-like protein 1. Gene Ontology annotation, biological process: positive regulation of transcription by RNA polymerase II. Lineage: Eukaryota; Metazoa; Chordata; Actinopteri; Gonorynchiformes; Chanidae. The coding region runs from base 39 to 476 and encodes 145 amino acids. The transcript is spliced from 4 exons. The record is from RefSeq and is a predicted model, not a curated record.
UAAUAGUUUCAAGUGACGCUGUUACUUAACACAGCGAUAUGAGGCCACGGUACUUAUCUCUCGUCUUCUUUUUCAGUUUUGUUUGGCUGGCAAACUGUGCUCCCCCGACAUGCUACUCUCGUGUCCUAGGGCUCGGCAAAGAGAUCAUGGAGAUAUUAGACAAAGUGCACAAAUAUCAGCGUACGAAAACCUGCGCAGAAAUUCUGCCUCCUUUAUUUCUGGAUGUUCAUAACUCCUGCCUUACAGCCAAAUUGCGUGACCUUCUGUACAUUUUGGAGAACCAUCCCACGGAAAACUGCAGAGAACGUCCCAGAAUCAUUCAGCUGAAACGCAAAGCCAGGAGUCUCUACGUCAUCAUCAAUCGGGUGUGCUACCGGGAUCUGGUGUUUUUCACAAAUGACUGUGAAGCUCUUGAGACUGGACACAGCAGCCCAAGAUAUGGCGAGGACAGACUGCAGCUACUAGAGGAGAGAUGAAAUACGCACACACAAACAUGCAUACUGUCAGACACACACACAGACACACACACACACACACUGUCAACCAGUCACAAACAUGCUCACACACGCACAGAGGGAAGAAUGAAAAAUUCUGUACCAGCACAUCAUGUUAUUAAUUCAGAUGGAGCAGUUAUUGGGCUAUGAAUUAUACCUUAAACAUCUUCUGACAGAAAGGUGUAUGUGUCUGUUUGCGUGUGUGUAUGUGUGUGUGUGUACAUGUGUGUGUGUGUGUGUGUGUGCUUGUGCUUAUGAAUGCGUGUUUUUGAAUUCUACUCAGCAGGAGAAAACUUUCCACAGGAAAUUUGCGAAAUGCCAACCAUUCCUAUGAAAACCUUAAAAUAAUAAACUAGCCAAAUGUUUGCAUGGCUCUGUGGCUAUGGCUUAUUCACUGCACCAGAUGACAGAGAUUUCACAAGAUUCUUUCCAGCUCUCUCCAUGGCAAAGCCGCCCUAAUACAACUCAUUCUAAAAUGCUUUGUGUGUUUUCACAUGCCUUCAGUAGCACUGAUUACACAGCAUGAUGUUGUAUAAUUGUGAACUUUCAGCAUAACAACACUGAUCCUAUUAUAUAAAAGAUAUCUUUUACCUCAAACCUGUCUUGAUUUUGUCUGGAGAUUAUAUUUUACUAUGCAAGUCCUCUGUCUACAUAAAACCUGUUCAAUGUUAAAAUAUCUGUACUUGUUAUAAUAAAUGGAUAUAUUUUA